CCAGUGCAACCAUAUUCACUCAUCCACCAUUGCUAGAGCUCUGUUGCUCGAUCACUCUCGUUCUCAGCUUCUCUCUCCGAUUUAAAACAAAUCUGGAAAACAGGGAGACGGCACUCCAUGAAGCUGUCGAGCUGCGCCUGCGCGAGAGGCCUCCUGCUCUUCAUCUCGACCAAGAAGGCCAAGGCCAUGGUCGCCGUCGUCGUGUCCGUCGUGGCCAAGUGCAGGGAGCUCUGGGAAAGGCUGCUCGUCGUCACGACGGGCUCCGGCUGCGCCGCCGCCGGCGACGACGGCGGCUACUACUUCGGCCGGAGCUACGAGUUCUCGUGCUCCGCCACCCCAGUCGUCUUUGCUCCGGCGAAAGGCGGCGGCGGCCGGCGUCGUCGUGACCGCGGCCGCUGCCUGCCGCCCUGGGUGGGAGGACGCAAGCAGGCGAGGGAGAUGCUGAUGGAGACGAGUGCGGCGGCGAUGGGUAGCCCCGGGCCGGUCGCCGCCGGCCGGGAAUGCUCGCCGCCGGAGCGGUCGCCGCAGUGCUGGAGGGAGCAGGAGAUCGACGGCCUGGCCGAGGAGUUCAUCAGCCGGUUCUACGACCAGCUGAGGUCGCAGGUGGCGGAGGAGCGGCGGCUGGGGUGGAAGACGCCGCCGUCACCGUCUCCAUGACUGCACGGCUCUGCGCGUUCAGGAUCACCGAUUCACCGUGCAACGUAAACUACUCCACACUGGUGUGUACGUGCGCGAGUGACUUAUGUGUUUUCUUCGGUUUCUUUCACGAGAGAGGGUUCGUUGGUGCAGUUUUGAAUUUUUUUUUUAUCUUUAUGUCUUCUUGU
Molecule: messenger RNA, 824 nt
Organism: Oryza brachyantha (malo sina)
Lineage: Eukaryota; Viridiplantae; Streptophyta; Magnoliopsida; Poales; Poaceae
Exons: 2
Coding region: 118-657 (179 amino acids)
Source: RefSeq, a predicted model, not a curated record